AUAAAAAAGGGUAGCAAUUAGGAAAGGUGGAAAGAGCUGAAGGAGGGUGAAAACUGACAAACAAAUUUCAACAUUGGAAUAGGAGAUGGAGUUCGUUCCUGAAGAAGGAAAGCACCUUCAUGAGGAUUGCUCCACUUUGAUUUUGCCUGCUCUAUCAAUUGGGAAUGUGGGGCAGUUAGCUGCAGACCUUUUGAUUACAUCAAUGGAUUCAGAGAGAGUUGGGUAUUUGGAUGAUCCUUACGUUCUCCCCUGUGUUGGCAAUGAUGCUUAUGGACCACUUCCUCAAGGAGACCUUGCUCUUCCUCUUGAAGCUUAUGAUUCCCCUUCCAAUGCUCUCGCUAUCCUCCAACAGAGAUCCCCAGUGAUUAAGGGUAUGAUGGUUGAGUUUGCAAAAAAUUUGGCUGAUUUUCUUGCUGGUAGUGGAAAGAAGCAUAUUGUUGUUCUCUCCAGCUUAGAUUUUGGAAAGUGGCAAAAAGUUGACAUGUCAAGUGGUUUGCAGAUUUAUUACUUAUCUAGUGCCAACAGUGAUGGAACGGAUGAAAACUGUGAACAGCUUGGGUGGAAGAAACUUCAGGAGUAUGACUCUUCUCAAAAGCAUUGGAAAUAUCUUAGCAAUUUAGCUGAAGGAAAUGCGACUCGGGAAGAUAUUAUUUCUGUAGAAGAUGAGCUAGAAGAAGAAAAUUAUUACGCAAGCUUGCCUUUUGCUGCACUUUUUUCUUUUCUCAAGGCUAAAGGUUUGAAGGUCACCUGCUUGUUAUGUUACUGCUCAGAAGGAGACAACAUAUCUGAUGCAUUUCAAUUAGCCGAUGCAGUAUGCAAACUUCUAAGGCUGACUCACCCUACUUCUGGAAUUGAAGGUGGAAAAUGGAGAGUUCCACAUUCUUGGAUGACUGUAUAUGGACCACCCCCAGAUGCGUCCAUCUUCUAAGGCUAGAUUGAUGUAAUUAUUAAAUUAAAUGGCGGUUGAAGAUGGAAAUUGUUGUAGGAGAAUUUUCUUUCUAAUUUUUUUUAAUUCAAUAAUGUUGAUCCACAUAUAUCAUAUGAUAUUAGUUGAGAGGUGUAAUUUGAAGAUAUUUUUACGCAAAGUGUAGGGAUUUGUUCUUCUGAAGGCUCUU
Molecule: messenger RNA, 1115 nt
Organism: Gastrolobium bilobum
Lineage: Eukaryota; Viridiplantae; Streptophyta; Magnoliopsida; Fabales; Fabaceae
Exons: 7
Coding region: 86-928 (280 amino acids)
Biological process (GO): proteasome assembly
Cellular component (GO): nucleus; cytosol
Source: RefSeq, a predicted model, not a curated record